Molecule: messenger RNA, 3192 nt
Organism: Alnus glutinosa
Lineage: Eukaryota; Viridiplantae; Streptophyta; Magnoliopsida; Fagales; Betulaceae
Product: ADP-ribosylation factor GTPase-activating protein AGD4-like
Exons: 20
Coding region: 142-2553 (803 amino acids)
Cellular component (GO): cytoplasm
Molecular function (GO): GTPase activator activity; protein binding
Source: RefSeq, a predicted model, not a curated record
CGACUUCUUCAAGUACACCCCACCCGUGAAACAUAUUGCCUCCGAUCUGAAACUCUUCAGUCUGUCCGAACUCGGAGAGAGAGAGAGAGAGAGAGAGAGAGAGACAAACAGACAGACAGCGAGCUAGACGCCAGAGGAACAAUGGCGGCCUUCAUCAAACUUGACGAUUCCCCUAUGUUUCUGAAUCAGAUGCAUUCUCUAGAACAGACAACUGACGAAUUGAAAGAUCGCUGCCAAAGUCUAUAUAAGGGGUCUAAGAAGCUUAUAGCAGCUCUUGGAGAAGCAUUUAAUGGCGAAAGUGCCUUUGCUGAUUCAUUAGAAGCAUUUGGUGGUGGACUGGAUGAUCCUAUUAGCACAUCCAUAGGAGGUCCAGUCAUAUCCAAGUUUAUAACCGCAUUUCGUGAGCUUGCUACUCAUAAAGAGUUUCUUCGUUCUCAAUUGAAGGCCAAUGCAUAUUUACCCUCGCACCAAAAAAAGAAAAAAAAGAAAAGAAAGGCAAAGCAUGUCUUGAUUGAUCGCCUCAUGCACUUUAUGACUGUUGAUCUGGAAGAUGCAAAGGAGUCCCGUCGAUGCUUUGACAAAGCUAUAGAUGGUUAUGAUCAGGCACGAGAAAAGUUUGUGUCUUUGAAGAAAAAUACAAGAGCAGAGAUUGUUGCAGAACUAGAAGAGGAUCUACAGAACUCAAAGUCAGCAUUUGAGAGGAGCCGUUUCAAUCUAGUAAACGCCCUCAUGAAUAUUGAAGCAAAGAAGAAAUACAAGUUCUUGGAAUCUAUAAGUGCAAUGAUGGAUGCUCACCUGAGAUAUUUUAAGCUGGGAUAUGAAUUAUUGAGCCAAAUGGAACCAUUCAUUCACCAGGUAUUAACAUACACACAACAUGCUAAAGAAAUGGCAAAUGUUGAACAAGAUAAACUUGCAAAAAGGAUUCAGGAAUUCAGGACACAAACUGAGCUGGAGAAUAUACGAGCUUCAAGUAACAUGGAGCAUUCAGCAGGUACCAAUAGCAUUCUUGCUGUUGGUAUGAGCUCCUACAGAAAUGUUGAAGCAAUCAUGCAAUCCACCAACGGGCAGGUCCAGACCAUCAAACAAGGAUAUCUCUUAAAACGGUCUUCAAGUUCAAGAGGAGAUUGGAACAGGAGGUUCUUUGUGCUUGACAGCCAAGGGGCUUUAUGUUAUUACAGUACUAAGGGCACUAAACCUGUGGGCUUUCAAUCAUACCAUAGCUCAGUUGACCAUAAUAGUGGUGUGUUUGGUAGAUUCCGUUCACGGCACAAUCGGCCAGCUUCAUUUGAUAAAGAGAUUCUGAGCUCCCGUACUGUUGAUCUCUGCACAUCAACUAUAAAGAUGGAUGCAGAGGACAUGGAUCUACGACUCUGCUUCAGAAUAAUUUCUCCAUCAAAAACUUACACAUUGCAGGCUGAAAAUGAGGCAGAUAGGAUGGACUGGAUAAACAAAAUCACAGGAGCUAUUGCAUCUCUUUUGAAUUCUCAUUUUCUUCAACAGCCGCACACUGGAACAAAACACAUUGAGAAUAAUAACUCUGCCAGUCGUGCUUCUUCUGAUGUCAAAUCACUAGGUAGCCGUGAAAUCUUAGAAGAUGAAAUAAAAUUUGGCAAUGCGGAUCGUGUUUCUAGAAUUCUCCGAGGAAUUCCUGGAAAUGAUAGUUGUGCAGAGUGCAGCACUCCUGAACCAGAUUGGGCAUCUCUCAAUCUUGGCCUGUUGCUAUGCAUUGAAUGUUCUGGUGUUCAUCGGAAUCUUGGUGUUCAUAUCUCGAAGGUGAGAUCUCUUAUGUUAGAUGUCAAGGUUUGGGAACCUACUGUCUUGGACUUAUUCCAGAACUUGGGUAAUUCUUUUUGUAACUCUGUGUGGGAGGGAUUGCUUCUACUUGAGAACGAAAGGACAAAUGAAUCAAGUGCUAUUAUCACAUCAGUUACAAAGCCGUGCCCCAUGGAUGACUUUUACCAUAAGGAGAAAUACAUUCAAGCGAAGUAUGUAGAGAAAUUGCUAGUCAUCAGAGAAGUAACUGCAUCUGGGAGUCCUUCCCAUGCAACAAACAUCUGGCACGCCGUUGAGAAUAAUAGCAUUCGAGAAGUAUAUCGCCUUAUUGUGAUGUCUGAGAGAAAUAUUAUCAACACCACCUUUGAUGAUGUGGUUGGUGUCGAUUUAUAUCAUCAUGUUGAUGCAAAAGACUUGGACACAAUGGAAAGGAAACAGUAUGAUCCAGCAGCCUGUGAGAGAAUCAAGGACUCCAAAGAGCCAGGUAACUGCCUCCAGGGUUGUUCCUUAUUGCAUCUGGCAUGCGAUGGUGGUAACCCAUUGAUGCUCGAGUUGUUGCUGCAAUUUGGAGCUCAUAUAAAUAUGUGCGACUUCCAUGGGAGGACUCCUUUGCACCACUGUAUCUCCAGGGGGAACAAUCCACUGGCAAAGUUUCUACUUAGAAGAGGUGCACGUCCAUCAAUUAAAGAUGGCGGGGGGCUUAGUGCGCUGGAAAGAGCAAUGGAGAUGGGAGCAAUAACUGAUGAGGAGCUAUUUAUAUUGCUUUCGGAAUGCGACUAAACUAACAUCUUCACCUCAUCUAAGCUGCUGACGACCCACUAUUGUUUGUAAUCAUGAAUAAAGACCUGAUAAAUUUUCGUCUUUUUGAAUAAGAGCAGAGUCCCAAGUUUCUUAUUCAUUAAUUUAUUGGGAUGCAGUACUUUCCCUCAAUUAUAGCAUUUAGUUGAAUAUAAUGGAAGCGAAAGUCACAUGGACAUGAAUACAAAAUACUUGCAUUUGUCCACCAUUAUUCUCAGAUGCCGCAACGCAAUCAAAUUCCUGAAAAAUGUGCCUCAAUAAUCGAAAUUCCAUUGGAAAACUGUAACGGUAGCACAUUCUGGAACUCACUAAGGAGAGGAACUAGAAGAUCAGUCAGCAUCUGAACUGAAGCUUGAAGAGGAACAGCUACUUGCAACGUGGCAGCAGGAGCUAACACGUAAGGGUAGUGGAGCACAGCUUGAGGCAACGUGAAAAGAGGCGUGUAGAAGAAGCUAGAAGAUUAGUUGCUGCUUGUCGUUUUCCUUGUUAGAUGUAGCAUUUAAUAUACUUGAGGCUCAAGCUUGUGCACUUGGGCCCAAUAAUGCAUGUUCUGUUGAACUUGGAGGGAAGGGAUCCUCGAAUUUGUCUAAUCAAUCCAAUUCCAUUUCUUUCUUUAGUUCA